AUGAACCAAGAGAACACAAGAGACCUGGUUGCUACCCUUGCCCCAUUGCAGAAUAAACCUGAUCUUUCUUUUCAAGAAUGGACACAACAGAUGAAAGACACGUUGGAUGCAAGGAAGCGUGGUGACUUAGCAUUCCGUGAUAAGGAUUUUAGAACUGCUAUAUAUUGUUAUUCUCAGUUCAUAGAUGUGGGAACGAUGAUUUCCCCAACUGUAUAUGGAAGACGAAGUCUAUGUUAUCUUAUGUGCGAGCAACCUGAUGCAGCUCUCCAAGAUGCCAUGCAAGCCCAGUGUGUCCUCCCCGAUUGGUCGACUGCUUUUUACAUGCAGGCGGUUGCCCUUGCGAAGCUGGACAUGCACAAAGAUGCAGCCGAUAUGCUUAACGAAGCUGCUGCCCUAGAAGAUAAGAAGCACAAAGGAGGAGGAACUGGCAGAUGGCAUUUUUUCUAUUUUAUUUGAUUCCUCUUCUUGUUA
Molecule: messenger RNA, 471 nt
Organism: Impatiens glandulifera
Lineage: Eukaryota; Viridiplantae; Streptophyta; Magnoliopsida; Ericales; Balsaminaceae
Product: serine/threonine-protein kinase BSK1-like
Exons: 3
Coding region: 1-456 (151 amino acids)
Biological process (GO): brassinosteroid mediated signaling pathway
Molecular function (GO): protein kinase activity; protein binding
Source: RefSeq, a predicted model, not a curated record